Messenger RNA from Capsella rubella, 1233 nucleotides. RefSeq lists its product as uncharacterized. The record is from RefSeq and is a predicted model, not a curated record. Lineage: Eukaryota; Viridiplantae; Streptophyta; Magnoliopsida; Brassicales; Brassicaceae. The coding region runs from base 1 to 1233 and encodes 410 amino acids. The transcript has a single exon.
AUGGGGAUAGAGCAAGAAGAUGAGUAUUCUGGAUCUGAUACUGAUGAUGAAGAAAAUCCAGAUGAUCAACUGAUGUUACUUGACCUAUACACCUUUGAUGCUUGCAGAAUAGAACAAUCAGAUGAUGGAGAACUGGCCUACUUGUCUCAACCUUCACCAAAUGCGAAGAUUUACAUCCUCCCUACCAAAUAUGACAAGCCUAUACCAGUCAUUGCAUAUUUUGACACUGGAGCUGCUUCUUCUAUCAUCAAACCGGAUAUCCUUCCGGAUUCACAUUGGAAUACAUGUUCAGUUUCAUUUAAGGCAGCUAAUGGUCAAACAUUCCACAUCUCCCUCGUUAGUAAGCCAAUCUACAUCCAACUCUUUCCAGGAUAUAUGAUCAAAACAAAAGUAUAUGGUUCAGAACUCCCUGGAAAAGACUUCAUCCUCGGAUUUGAUGUUCUUCAUAGCCUCCAAAGAGUCACAUGGCAUCCAAAAGGAUUAAGGCACAAAAACCAACUGCUACCCUGGACGACAGUGUCUCAUCUCUAUCCUAUAGAGAUCCUAUGUCCAAUCAAGGAAGAAAUUGCUAAAACCUCUUGUGCCGCCUCUCAUUCAGAGUUUCUCACAAAAUGCUCAACACCAUUGUGGAAGAAUCCAGAGUUUUUCAUAUCUCUGCCUUUCAAGAAGAAUGAAGAUAUCAACCCUACCAAGGCUAGUCACCCAGGAAUGAAUCCAGACCAUUACAAUCUUGCGAUUGAAGAAGUUGAGCAGCUACAGAAAGAAGACCUCAUCGAAAAAACUGAUUCACCGUGGGCUUGUGAAGCUUUUUAUGUCAACAAGAGAGCGGAACAAGUACGAGGCAAGCUAAGACUAGUCAUCAACUACCAGCCUCUCAACCAUUUCUUGGCCGAUGACAAGUUCCCACUGCCAAAGAGGGAAGUUCUGUUCCAAAAACUCCCACAAACACAAAUCUUCUCAAAGUUUGACUUAAAAGCUGGUUUCUGGCAACUGGGAAUUAAACAUGAAGAUAGACCGAAGACAGGUUUUUGUGUACCAGACCGGCACUAUCACUGGAAAGUCAUGCCUUUUGGAUUAAAGGUAGCUCCUUCUCUAUUCCAGAAAGCCAUGAUAAAGAUCUUUGAGCCAAUCCUCUCGAAUGCGCUGGUCUACAUCGACGACAUACUACUGUUCUCUCCAGAUAUUGAUUCCCACACCGUCCUAUUAACGAAGUUCCAUGACAUUGUGCAAUAA